UUUGAUUCAGUCAAGAUGGACCUUCGAGUCGGUCUUUCUUCAAUUCUUUCAAUUUUCUUUACAUUAUUUCAUAUUUCCAACGCUAAAUUGACGCCAGAGAAAUGCAGAGARCUAGGACUAUCGGCUAACCUACUUUGUGGCUCGUGUGAUGAACUUAAACAGUUUAAAAUGGAGGAGUUAAUAGAGAAUUGUCGAAGUUGCUGCCAUGAAGAAGGAAGUCACAGCCAAGACGCGGCCAAGCGUUUUGCUUCAGCAACACUGGAAGUGUGCAACUGAAAAUUGGGUCGCUUUCCUCAAAUCCAGGCCUUUGUUCGUAGUGAAAGGCCUGAAAAGUUUCCUAACCUUAGGAUUGACUUUGUGAGAGGAGCAGACCCAAUUCUAAAGCUUCAUGGUGAAGAUGGUAGUAUACAAGAAGAGCUCAGUAUUGACAAAUGGAACACUGACAGUGUAGAAGAGUUUUUAACAGAAAAAUUACAAACUUAGAUACUAGAUUUUUUUAUGAAUUCAUGGAUUCACUAGUAUUAACUAAAGAAAUUGAAGUUACGGCACAGUUAUUCCAGUGAUGACAUCCCCUUGUUAAACCUGUUUACGACUGGCAUUUGGUGAUUGAUGGAUGGAAACAGCUUUGUGGCUUCAUAUUAUUAUGUUCUAAUUUUUAUUAAUUGUUUGGUUGACUUCAAAUGCUUAAAAUUGAGACUAUCAGUUGAAUUCAUAUUUAAAUUCACUUCCAUAUAGAAUCUUUCGCUUGUGUGCUAUGCCAUAAUGGUCAUGUUAACACCCUGAGCUCCAAAGGCUACGAAUAGAAAAUUUUCACGGCAUGCCAACAGUGUAUUGCACAUUCAAAAAUGAAAUCAUCUGAUAUGCGUAUGGCUUUAUAAAAAGACAAUAAUAAUUGUAAUUUAUAUGGGACUAAAGACUGGUUCAUACUAGUAUUGGAAUCAAUGUACACAAACUCAGUAGCGCAUUUAUCACUUGGGUGUGAAAAAAGAAAAGCAAAACACUACUGCGUCUCAGUAUGUUGCUUCCUAUUCCUACACUAGUUUGAAGCAGACUUAAAAUGAAAUUUUAUGCAUAACAUUUUAAUGUAUUUAUCUAUACGAAAAAAUAUCAUGUGCACGCUCUAAACCCGUGAAUAAUAUUUAGUACUAAUUAGUAGUAAUUAAUACAGAAUUCUUUGUUUCCUAUUGUUUGAUUCUCACUAAAUUAGUAUUUGUUUCACGGGUUUAGUGCGAGCACUCUACUUGCAUUCAAUCAUGAUCACUAAAAUGAAAGAAAAUUUCUAAAGUUUUAGUGAAUACAGAUAUAAGUUUACCCCUAUAAGCAUUAUACAUGCAUUAUUUGAAUGUAUACAUAUUUUCAUCGGUAGUACUUUUCACACUUUUCUUGCAGCUGGCGUUAUGAUGACCUCACGACAAACCAUAUGCUAUUGGGCUUGUGAGGUCUGAUGCUUGCCAGAGCUACAUCAAAGAAAAUAUCAAUCUAUAUAUUAUCCUUUCCAUCAGUAAAUUAAUUUCAUAGCCAUUAAUGAUUAGUAAAUCUAGAUUGUGUAUUUAGUUUGUUGUGAAAUAUGGUCAGCCUGCAUUCAAUCCAUUUACUCUUAUGUAUUAAUCACUUGGAAACAAUAAAGCUUAGCUAAUUUCUUCUUAAAAAGACCUUUACAACUAAUUAUACCCCAGCCCAACAGCAUCUGAAAGCUGUACAUUUUCCUGCCAACCCAUUCUUAAUAAAAAGACCAGCAAAACAAGA
Molecule: messenger RNA, 1746 nt
Organism: Actinia tenebrosa (Australian red waratah sea anemone)
Lineage: Eukaryota; Metazoa; Cnidaria; Anthozoa; Actiniaria; Actiniidae
Product: selenoprotein F-like
Cellular component (GO): endoplasmic reticulum lumen
Molecular function (GO): oxidoreductase activity
Source: RefSeq, a predicted model, not a curated record